AUGACAGCUUCGAGGGCAGGCUUUGCUCACCUCCACGCCUUUCUUCUUUCACCACUUCGACUUGAUGUAGAGCUAGGCAAGCAGCACAGCACACGACCUGGAAGCUUGAUGAAGCGCAGCAGCCCAUCAGCGAGGGCGAGCUUCACAAGUAGGUCAAUGAUGCCCAGGAGGCAGUUUCACUCUUCAGCACGCAGGCAUCGAGAGGACCGACAGGACGACCAGGAUGAUGACAAUCCUUGGGGCAAUCUAGACAAAGCGUUCGAGAAUCUAGAGGAUAGAUCGUUGUAUACGCAGGUCUACCAAAAGCGUCCUCACACAGACGCCUUUCCGCCUCUCCCAGAUCAGCCUCGAACGAAGACCUCGUCGACCAAGGAUCCGAUCUCCGAGAUGGAAGAAGCCAUCUUUGCUCAAGCUGGAGCUGCCGCCGUCAAGAGCACACCGAAGCCAACACGCAAUGUUCGAAUGGGUGCGCUGUCGGGUGUGAGGUUCUCGGACUCUCCUCCUUCUGCCUCUUCGCCAACAUCUUUUGGAACGAAUAUGCUUGACCUCGGAGGAGCGGCGGCAUCGGCCGCGCGGUGGUCGGAUUACAUGCAGGACAGCAGCGAAGAUGAUGAUUCGCCCUGGUCGUCUCUGGAUGCAUUUGUCGACAAUCCGGACUCAUCUGCGCAGUUUGCCGUGCCUUUGCACUUGCAGGGUCAGCAGGAGGUCAUGCAGCUGAACGCACAGCAGUACGCGCGGCAAUCGAAACAAGGCGGACGACCGCAACAGCAACGCAUGAACUCGAAGGAAGCCUUUGCGGCUAACGACGACCUACUCCGUCAACAGAUCGAGCUGCAAUCGAACCAGGAUGCAGAGGAAGCAGAAUUCGCACGUGCUGGAGCAGCCGCCGUCUCGCAGUUGUUCAACAACCCGCAAGGAGCCGAGGUGGAUGCGAACGACUCCCAUCGUCUCUCGCACAUCGACCCCACCACCAACUCGGCUUCCAUGGUCGACGUAUCCUCCAAGCACACCACCUCUCGCUCCGCCACCGCUGUUGGGCGAAUCUACCUCCCUCACUCCGCCGUCCGCCUCCUGCGGGAAACCGAAUCGUCCCGCGGCAUCUCCAACAAGGGACCCGUGCUUCACACCGCGCAGCUAGCCGGCAUCAUGGCAGCCAAGCGAACAGCCGACCUCAUCCCACUCUGCCACCCGCUGCCACUGACGCACGUCGAGGUCAAGCUCGAUAUCAUUGAUGCGGAGGAGGAGAGUUGGAUCGAGGUGGAGUGUACGGCGAGGACGGCAGGGCAGACGGGGGUGGAGAUGGAGGCGUUGACGGGGUGUAUGGGCGCAUGUCUGACGGUGUGGGAUAUGGUUAAGGCGGUUGCGGGGAGGGAGAUGAGGAUUGGGGAGGUGAUGGUGGUGAGGAAAAGUGGGGGGAAGAGCGGGGAUUGGGAGCGGAGGGUUUGA
Messenger RNA from Pseudozyma hubeiensis SY62, 1446 nucleotides. RefSeq lists its product as hypothetical. NCBI's taxonomy places the organism in Eukaryota, Fungi, Basidiomycota, Ustilaginomycetes, Ustilaginales, Ustilaginaceae. The record is from RefSeq and is a predicted model, not a curated record. The transcript has a single exon. The coding region runs from base 1 to 1446 and encodes 481 amino acids. Gene Ontology annotation, biological process: Mo-molybdopterin cofactor biosynthetic process.